GGGUGGGAAAAAAAGAUCAAAACGCAAAAAUCCGCCGAAUCCUUUGGAGUUUCGACAUCUUGCUUUCAUCCUAAGAGACGCUCGCUAGCCAGGAGCCCCCCAUGACCCUGAACCGCGACGACAAACUGCGAUACCUGGACAAGCGGCGCGGCAGCAUGCCCUUCGCGGCCCAUCAUCCGCAGCAACCCCUCCAUCGGCGCAGCAUGCCGGUGGACGAGCGGGACCUCCAGUCUUCGUUGCCGCCCUCGCCCCGGGGCCAGCUCUCCGGCCUGAUGCGCUGCACCUCCUACAACCCGGGCGAGGAAGAGGAGGAGGAGACGCAGCGGCCGGGCUGGAAUUCCGACUCCUCCGAUUCGGUCAUCUCGUCCGGCAGCGACUCGGAAGGCGGCCUCUACAAGGUGAUGCUGCUGGGCGAGCACGGCGUGGGCAAGACCAGCCUGGCCAGGAUCUUCGGGGGCGUCGAGGACGGCCCGGAUGCCGAGGAGGCAGGCAAUACAUAUGACAGAUCUAUUAUAGUUGACGGGGAAGAAGCAUCUCUUGUGGUGUUUGACAUAUGGGAGCAGGAUGAAAGCCAGUGGCUUCAGAACCAUUGUAUGAAGAUGGGAGACGCUUACAUUAUCGUCUAUUCGGUGACCGAUAAAGUCAGCUUUGAGAAAGCGUCUGAAUUGAGGAUUCAGCUGCGAAGGGCACGGCAAAUGGAAGAUAUUCCUAUCAUUCUUGUUGGAAACAAAAGUGACCUGGUUCGAUCACGGGAAGUCUCUGUAGACGAGGGACGGGCUUGUGCCGUUGUCUUUGACUGCAAGUUUAUCGAGACCUCAGCCGCACUUCAUCACAACGUCAAAGAUCUCUUCGAGGGGAUCGUCCGGCAGAUCCGGCUACGCAAAGAUAGCAAAGAGGACAACGCCCGAAGGAUGGCCAACACAAAGAGGAGAGAGAGCAUCAGUAAGAAAGCCAAACGAUUCCUGGGGAAAAUGGUGGCCAAAAACAACAAGAAAAUGGCCUUUAAAGCCAAAUCAAAAUCCUGCCACGACUUAUCAGUACUUUAAAAAAAAGGAGCUCGUGGCAACAUUAGAAGUAUGUGAGUAUGUGUGAGUGUGUUGUGAACCUGUCUCUGGCAGUUAAAGAGUGAAGAAAAAGGACCUUGUGCGAAGCGACAGAACGGAGGGAAAUGGAUUCCUUCAUGCCUUACAGUUCCUACGCAACGCUAGGAAUGGAGAUUACAGGACCAUCGUUGUUAGAACGGUUUCUAACCUUCAGCAAAAGAAUGGAUUUCUUUAAAAAAAAAAAUUCAGCAGCUUUGUAACCCCUUCGGUCUCACUGUGUAAAAUUGCUAGCUGUCCUGUGGAUAUCAGGGAAUCAAAAGAAAAGUGUGAUGAUACGGAAAAGAAGCGAAGAAGAAAAAAAAGUAUCGCCGUAAACAUAUCUCCUUGGCAGAACAAAACUUGAACAGUGUACGCAGGUUCGUACACGCUUCUCUUGGGUGGGUAGAUGGGUCUUAGCGGUGGGUUCCGGAUCCCGUCGCAACCGGUACGCUGCGAUGGGGCCGGACAUUCACCUCGGGCAUGCACGCUGCGCACGCAUGCGCAGGCGACCACCCUGCAACGGGCCAGCUGCUCGGUGAGGUCGUGCAGGCGCCGUACGCUGUGCGCAUGUGCACAAUUGACCCGUUUCCCUCAAAAAGAGGUAAGGAACG
Molecule: messenger RNA, 1693 nt
Organism: Thamnophis elegans (Western terrestrial garter snake)
Lineage: Eukaryota; Metazoa; Chordata; Lepidosauria; Squamata; Natricidae
Gene: RRAD
Product: RRAD, Ras related glycolysis inhibitor and calcium channel regulator
Exons: 5
Coding region: 102-1046 (314 amino acids)
Biological process (GO): negative regulation of high voltage-gated calcium channel activity
Cellular component (GO): plasma membrane
Molecular function (GO): calcium channel regulator activity; GTP binding; GTPase activity
Source: RefSeq, a predicted model, not a curated record